Messenger RNA from Dreissena polymorpha, 2543 nucleotides. RefSeq names its product leucine-rich repeat-containing protein 42-like. Bases 379 to 2169 code for a protein of 596 amino acids. Lineage: Eukaryota; Metazoa; Mollusca; Bivalvia; Myida; Dreissenidae. The transcript is spliced from 6 exons. The record is from RefSeq and is a predicted model, not a curated record.
GUGUAAAACAGUGUCUAACAAGUCUUAUUUCAAUAAUUGAUGGUCUAAAUUUGAAUAGGCUCACCAGGAAAGCACAACACAUUUGAUUAAUAAAUAUUCAGAAGUUGUUUUAUUCUACUGUAACAGUCUUAUUUUACAAAGUGUCCUAGUUUAGUUCUGGCUUCAAUAACUUAAUUUUUUUUGCAUAGCUCAAUUGCCCAGCAGUGAUUGCGGAAUUUAAUUUGCGGAACUAAGCAUUCAGUUUUUUUUUCAUAAAAAACUAUUCGUUCCCAACAUUUGGCAAUUGCCACAAUAAAUAAAUUAUAUUUAAUUAUAAAUGAAUCUUUUUCAGGUGCUUAUCUAAAGGCAUUCAUAUGAUACAAUCCAGCCAUUACUAUCAUGUCUUCACCCCAGUCUCUGUUUGACCAGUGCAUAUUGUUUAUCGCCUACAAUGUGGACAAGGUCGAGGACUUUGUGGGGUUUCCAUCCCAGAUUGGAGAAAAGAUCUUCAGCACAGCUAUCAUGCAGCCGAGGUUCUUUGAUGAUCGUGAGCACCUAUGUCUGAAUUAUCAUCUAGAAGCCAUAAUAAAAUUUCAGGACCUCCAUUGUCUGGACCUAUCUCACUGUGGUCUAGGUGAUAAUCAUGAACUCCUACAGCACAUAGCGCACCUCUACAGUCUGGAGCAGCUGUGUUUGAAAGGCAAUUCCAUCACUGAUGCUGGCAUUCAAAAGCUGACUAUUCCAUUUAGAAUGUUCAAACAUGGACCCAGCAGACUUUCUGUGGUUGAUCUUUCACGAAACACAGGUGUGUCUGUUCUCUGCCUGAAAUACUUCACCCAGUUUCCCAGACUAACAAGGGUGGUUUUGUCCAAUGGUCCAAGCAGUAAAGUACCAGUGCCUGUGUCUCCGUGGAAAUGCUCAGAGGAAGUCAGGCCAGUCACCAUGGUAAUAGGGACAGAAGGGUGGGCCCAGCCUGUUAUCAAGACUUGGAAGGAGAAUAACGCUCAGAGGCUGAAGAAUCUGAAACCCAAGAAAUCCUCUGGAUUUUAUCGCAGAAAGGUGGAUGAACUAAUGCAUUGUGGGUCAAGAAAAUCAUCCAAUGAAACCAUGGAAGGUUUUAUAGUUGCUGUAAAAGAUGAUGGAGUGACCACUAGCACAAUCGUCAUACCAUAUGCACAGAAUCAUGACAAAAAGAAACAGGUUCAAGACAUUAUUAAAGAAAGCGAGGAUCAUGUAAGCUCUAUUAUGACUAUAUAUGCUGCGUGUCAUGAUGUGAAAGUAUCUCAUGGGCAUGGCCUCUUAGACUCCCUAGAUACUCUGAGAAGUACAGCCACUGUCUCAAUGGAUCAAAGAAGUGUACAACACAGGCGAUCUUGUAGUUCUCCUAUUGGACAAAACACACAUGUUCUCAAUUUGGAAAAUUGUGAAAACAUGCUUAGUUCAAGGAAGGACAUAUUGCCAUGUAACAAAAGUACCAAAGGUGGCAGAGUUUGUAAGAGAUUGAAACCACUGCUGAACAUAUCUGCAGAAGUCAAGGGGAGAACAGUGGAUGGAAAGCAGCAUAGCAGUCUUAUGAAAACUGGAAACCAUUGCCAGCUGAAAUAUGCUCCGCUGCCUGCAGAUGCAAAAUCAACAAAUAUGUCAUGUCAACAAUCAAAUAAAGCAGCGCUAUCUAACAUUGGGACAACGGGUAUGCAAUUUUCAAAGUACACAAAGAAUGAUUGUCAAGAGUUUUUGCCCUUGAAACCAACAUUUAUACCAAAUUUCUUGAAGAGUUCUACCUCCACAGGAAGUGUCAACAUAGAUUCCAUGUGUAAUGAUCAGCCAGCGGAUAGUGAUCCUUCCUGUAAUCCUCAGAAGCAUUUUUCCAAUAUCUCUCAGUGCAAUGUGGAAGUAAAAGAAAAACAGUUGUGUAAAGAUAGGAAACAGUUUGUGCUGUUAGGCAACUCCGAUAUGAACACAAAUAAAUCUCAUUUUGUCUUAAAAUUUGGCGAGGCACAGCAUGGUUUUAAAACAAAGAAAAUUAAUAUGAUAAGUCGGAAACGAACGUUUGAGAAUUAUUUUGAACGGGAUUCAUGUGUAACAAAUGAAAAAAAUCCAGUUCUUCAGGACACUGAUAAUAAAGAAUGUGGAAACAAAUCUGUGAAGAAGCUCAAAACUUCAAUUCUGGAUGCUUUAGAUGCAUACUAAUAAAUACCUUUUGUCCUCGCUAAUCAUUUAUAACAACUUGGAUCAGAUUUUGAUCAUGCAAUAUGUUUGUGAAUUCCGUUUAGAAGUGAAAAUAAAUUGAUAAUCUUGUUCAUUUUAUGGCAAGUUUAAAUGUCAUUGUGUCCAAAUGAUUCAAUUUCGUGUUUUAUGUUUUUGCUACAGCAGUUAUGAAAUUUUGCUCGAGUUGGUUUCUUUUGGUUUUGUGUACAAUGUAUGUAUCAGUUAAAUAAUUUUAAUACGCAGCAAAUAAAAUAAACUGUGUACGGCAAACUUAAUUCUACAUUGUUAUGAUAUUAUUUUUUGAAUUUUGUGAAAAAUAAUCUAUGACUGUGAAUACAUGUACAAAAUUGUUAAAA